Messenger RNA from Suillus paluster, 2728 nucleotides. Its product is annotated as glycoside hydrolase family 5 protein. Gene Ontology annotation, biological process: ergosteryl 3-beta-D-glucoside catabolic process. Gene Ontology annotation, molecular function: steryl-beta-glucosidase activity. The transcript has 5 exons. The record is from RefSeq and is a predicted model, not a curated record. The coding region runs from base 134 to 2728 and encodes 864 amino acids. Lineage: Eukaryota; Fungi; Basidiomycota; Agaricomycetes; Boletales; Suillaceae.
GCUCAAGCUGCUAGGCACUGGCUCUUCUCCACAGUUCUUUACCCACACCAGUACGACGACUACUCUUGGAACGACGACAGCAAAAUUUGCGGUGAAAACAUAAGGAUUUUGGAUUAAAUCUGCUGUCAUAACCAUGCCUCGUGUGCCAUCUGUGGACGCCUCAUUUAUCCAUACGCUCCAUGGUAACUUCGUCGAUAACGCUGGUCGUACCCUUCUGCUGCGCGGAGUGAACCUAUCUGGUUCAUCCAAGGCACCCGUGAACCAGCCUUCCCAGGUCCUAGAUGGAUUCUGGGAAGAAGCAAAGACUGGCAGUGAGAGUUUCGUAGGCCGACCGCUGAAGCUGGAUGACGCGGACGAGCACCUCGCCCGCCUGCGAGGUUGGGGUUUCAAUAUGUUGCGAUUUCCUAUAACUUGGGAAGCCCUAGAACAUGCAGGACCGGGGAAAUAUGAUUAUGAGUUUAUGGAUUAUACAAUAGAGAUACUACGGAAAUGCAAAGCGCACGGGUUCAAAGUUUAUAUGAAUCCUCACCAAGACACCUGGUCUCGUUUUUCAGGCGGUUCAGGAGCACCUUAUUGGACACUUGUUGCAUGCGGUUUUAAUCCAUCCGCAUUCAGUGCCACACAAGCAGCUAUAAUUCACUGCGAGUAUCCCACUCCCGCGUCUCGCAACCCCGCAGAAUUGCCUGCCAUGAUAUGGUCAACAAACUACGGCAGACUUGUCUCGCACACCAUGUUCGCGCUCUUUUUCGGUGGCUCCACGUUCGCCCCGAAAUGCAUCAUCGACGGGGUGAACAUUCAGGAAUACCUUCAGACGCACUUCGCAAACGCUUUUGGAAAGUUGGCGGAGCGAGUGGCUGCAGCUGGGGACCUUCUUGACGAAGUUGUCAUUGGGUGGGACAGCAUGAACGAGCCAGCAGAAGGGCUCAUCUCAUGGAAUGACCUCAACGCGUAUCCGGUGGAACAGGGUUCCACACUCAAGAAGGGCACUGUUCCGUCACCAGCGCAGAGCUUCCGUCUUGGUAUGGGCCAGGUGCAGACACUUGACAACUACACUUUUGGCUCUAUGGGUCCAAAACGUGAUGGCAGUGUCACCAUCGACCCUAACGGUGUCAAGGCGUGGUCAGAUCCCUCCACGGAGCCCGGAGGCAUCCACCCACGCUGGGGCUGGAGACGCGACCCUGGUUGGACGCUUGGUACAUGCGUAUGGGCUUUGCACGAUGUAUGGGACGUGCAGAGUGGAUAUGUCAUGCAGCCGGAUUAUUUCGCACGUAUUCCAGGAACAGAAGAACCCGCACGUUUUCUGCACACCUUCUUCCUUCCCCAAUGUGCUCUUUACCUGAAGGCAGUUAGAGCGCACCAUCCACAAGCCAUCGCGUUCGUGCAGCCCCCCGUGUUUGCACGGCCUCCUCCGAUACCAGAGGAGAUACUGCAGGGCAGGGCAUGCUAUUCAACGCAUUAUUACGAUGGCCUGACACUCGUUACACGCCACUGGAACUGGUUCAACGCUGAUGCCCUUGGUCUCCUGCGGGGAAAAUAUUCAACCCAGAUACAAGCUUUGCGCAUAGGUGAACGCGCCAUACGGAACAGCCUUCAGAGCCAGCUCGGCUACUUGAAGGCAGACGCAACGCAACUAGGUGCGCUUCCACCUACCGGCCCAGCACGAUACCCAACUAUCAUUGGAGAAAUUGGGACGCCUUUCGAUAUGGAUGCCAAGCGCUCGUAUGGAUACACCGAUAGUGGCAAAUACAAGGGUGAUUACUCGCGACAAGAGCGUGCGCUUGAUGCAAGUUUGAACGCGGCGGACGGCGAGAACUGCUUGAACUGGACGGUGUGGACGUACUGCCCUGAUAGUUCGCACCCUUGGGGGGAUGGGUGGAACAUGGAGGAUCUCAGCUUAUGGUGUAAUGACGACUUGCGCGCAGGAGAAAUGGGAAGGGUCCCGGGCAUCCAGACGCCGUUCAAAUCGUCACUGACCAUAUCAACUCUUCCAGUAUAUUCUUCGCUUUACGCCAACUCUAGUGUCGAAGAAGGCGAACCUGUGAAGUGCGAACCCGCGUCUCUCCUAUCGUUCCUUACGAACGGUGCCCGUGCCGUGCGCGCUUUCUGUCGUCCGUGGCCAAUAGCGGUCGUUGGUACCCCUACGAACAUCCAGUUCGACAUCUCCAAAGCGACCUUCCGCCUUACUCUCAAGGUCAACGCAGAGGAUAUACCUGUUGACGAAGACGAUGAUAUCGUACCUGCAAAGAAAGGAUUGUACAAGGAUAGUUCCUUGCCCACUGAGAUUUUCUUACCUCUCGUCCAUUUCGCCUCGGAUGCUUGCGUGAGCAAAGCUCUCGGAAGGGAUGAGCCGCGGUUCAUCAGGAACGACGACACCUCGCGCGUAUACGUCAUCGACGCUCACUCUUCCUUUGACUUCUCAAGCUGCGCUAGUCGCCAGUCAUAUUCAAGGAUGACUCGUACGACAUCGCUGUCACUGCAUCCUGAGGGCCGCGUGGAGCUUCUCGCAUCAGAGCAGAAGCUUCUCUGGUUCUACACUGUGCCAACGGGGGAGAAGGAAGACAAGGAGCUGACGAUAGAAGUGCGCCGUUCAUCAGGCGCCAUCAAGGCCAGCGCACUCGGGCUUGGAUAUACCACUGAGAGCAGAGCGAGAGAUGGGUGCGCUGGAUGGCUGGAGCAGGCGGGGUUGUUGGGCGAAGGGUGGUGCCCUCAGGGUUGUUCGAUCAUGUGA